Molecule: messenger RNA, 1690 nt
Organism: Capsella rubella
Lineage: Eukaryota; Viridiplantae; Streptophyta; Magnoliopsida; Brassicales; Brassicaceae
Exons: 1
Coding region: 68-1690 (540 amino acids)
Molecular function (GO): zinc ion binding; nucleic acid binding
Source: RefSeq, a predicted model, not a curated record
UCAAGAGUACAAAAGAGCAUGAAAAAGGAAGGAACAAGAUCUUAAAUCAAAGCCACCAGACGACACAAUGAGAUCAACACGGAGCAGCCCACAGAAAAUUGCUCACACUCCCAAAUCCAAAUCUUUGAUUUAUCCUGAAUAUCAUAAUUUGGCUAAUGAACUUAAUAAAUUUUCAGGAAAAAGAGACUAUCUAGAGUGGGAGAAUGAGAUGGAUGAAUGGUUUUAUGACAAUCACAUCCCGAGAGAGAAGAUAUUAUCUUAUGCACUUAGAAAACUCACGGGAGAUGCUUACAGAUGGUGGUUGCAAGAAGUUGAUGAACGUUGGUAUAACAAGGAGCCCAAUAUCACCUCAUGGAGAGAGCUUAAGAAACUGCUAAGGAAUAAGUAUGCUCCACAAGCACUAGAACGCGCUCCAAAAGCCAAUUCCAAAACUCAAGGGUUAGCAGUUCAAGAAAAGAAAGCAGUCGUAGUCCCAAAUCAAAAGAAAACCUCAACACCCGUGGAGGCUAAGACGCAAGCUGAUCUUUUUGAGGAGUUAACCAAGAACUUUAAAAAUCAGAAAAUGGAGGCUAAAUCAACAUCUCAACCAAAGAAGGUCCCUGAACAAAUUGUAGUUCACAAGCAAAGCCGACAACUAUCAAUUAAAUCAAGCGGUGAACCAAAGCAAUGUAAGUCUUCUAUUGUUUCAAAAUCCAGGGGAGUUACUUGUUAUAACUGUCGUAAGAAAGGACAUUUAGUUGCAACUUGCCCUGAAAAACUUGAGCUUACUAAUACUUCAUUAGAAUCGAAACUGAGCUCACCAAACUCAAGUAGUGAAGUAAUUUGUCGAGGUUUAGAAAAUUCCAGUUCUUGUGUCAUGCACUUGUUCUUGUCAAAGAAUGUUGAUUCAGGUCAUACAUCGAAGCAUGAGAAUGACAAAACUGGAGAAGCCAUAAAGGAGAGACCAAUUUGUCUCGAGAAGGAAAUGUCUUUUCAAAAGCCAGAACCAAAGCAACUGUUACCAAUCUGCAAAGAAUUCAUGAUGCUGCAAGAAAGUGAUGUGAACAACAUCAAAGAGAACAUGGAGAUUCAACUACAUCUAGCAGUUCAAGAUCAGGAAAACGUAACUCGCAAGGAAGAGCAAACUGAAAACAAAACAAUGGAGCAACUUGCCUUACCCAGGGAGUUCUUAAAAGCUAAUUGUGAUAUUCCUUUUAUUCAAUCAAAUGUUGCGUCUGAAAAGACUUGUGGAAAACUAACUAGCUUAGAACCAGAGCAAGCGAGUAGUGUUGUUUGUUUUUCGCAGGUUCAAGAAAAAGAAACGUCUGAAACAACGCAAAGGAGUUGGCCAUUGAGUAAUAAUAUGGAUCACACCAGCUUUGUGCCAAAACCAGUUCCUAUACCAUUUCCUUGUGACUACACACGAAAUCACUGUAAGGAAAUUGAUAUGGUUAGGAAAUAUCCUAAUUUGUUUGUGUUGAUUUCUGCUCAAGAUGAAAAACGUUUUGGUUUAGAAAAUGCAAAGGAAUUUUGUGUUUCAAAAACUGCUUUUGAUAAAAUCAUUCCGACUUUUGAAACUCUCACACUUGAAAUGUUAUUUGAGCCAAAAGGUUUUCUCUUCGAUGAGUUUUUUGAAUUGAAUUCUUCUUUGAGAGAUUCUUUGUGUAGCAAUGAAAUUGAGAUGUUCAGAACUAAAACUGAGAAUGUAUAG